CUCGCAGCCGGCACCUCUAUGAUCCCUGGACUUGCACAGGUCCCUGGGCCCGGCAGGGCACAAGUAAAAGCUGCAUCCAGACACAAGGAGUUCACUGGCGCCCGUUCCUGGAAGCCGGGCCUGAGACUGGGAGAAGCUACCAGCUCCUCAGAAUCUUCAGCCUCAACCCUACUGAGACAUCCCGGGUCCGGGUUGGAGUCUAGUCUGGGCAGGCUGACACUGUUGGCCACUGAGACCUGAAAGAUGGCAUCUGGACAAGGCCCAGGUCCUCCCAAGGAGGGAUUGGAAGAGCCUUCCUCAGACUCCACUUCUGAGCAGCAGGUAGUCCAGGACACGGAGGAGGUUUUCCGCAGCUACGUUUUUUACCGCCACCAGCAGGAACAGGAGGCUCAGGGGGCAGCUGCUCCUGCUGACCCAGAGUUGGUGUCCUUGCCACAAGAACCUAACAGCACCAUGGGGCAGGUGGGCCGGCGGCUUGCCAUCAUUGGGGAUGAUAUUAACCGGCGCUAUGACACCGAGUUCCAGACCAUGCUGCAGCAGCUACGGCCCACAGCUGAGAAUGCCUCUGAGCUCUUCACCAAGAUUGCCUCCAGUCUGUUUGACAGUGGCAUCAGCUGGGGCCGUGUGGUGGCUCUCUUGAGCUUUGGCUAUCGCCUGGCUGUGCAUGUCUACCAGCGUGGCCUGACUGGCUUCUUGGGUCAGGUGACCUAUUUUGUGAUUGACGUCAUGCUGCGGCACUACAUUACCCGGUGGAUCGCACAGAGAGGAGGUUGGGUGGCAGCCCUGGAAUUGGGCAACGGCCCCAUCCGGAAUGUGGUGAUAGUUCUGGCUGUGGUUCUGUUGGGCCAGUUUGUGGUACGAAGAUUCUUCAAGUCAUGACUCCUAGGAGGGGCCCUUUGGGGCCCCAUUGGAGACCCCCACCUUGGGCUUCAGCCAAAACAUCCCACCCCCCUUUUCCCUGCAGUGCUCUUCUUCUUCCCAUCCUCCUCCCCUCUUCCCCCUGCUGCCCUAGGAUUACAGAGCUUUAGCAAACAGUCACUCCAGUUUGGGAGGGCCCCUGCCCCAGGCUCAUCCAGGCUGCACAGAGGCCCCAACAUUGCAUGGUGCUAAUGGGCCCCCUCUCUAGGCCCCAUCCUGUCAGAGGGGGGCUGUAGUCUCCUCCCUGAGCUUUCUGGGACCCCCUUAACUCAGUCUGCUGGGUACUGGGGAAACUAAUAUCUUGGGGAGGCAAGAGCUGGGGACCUCAUCUUCCCAGGAAGGUUUUAAUUGUUUUAGCUUUUUAUAAUACCCUUGGGAGAUGCCCCCCUCCCUUUCCCACCACUCUGCCCAAAGUCAGCACAUCAAGGACGUGGGGCUCAGGGGGUUGACCUUAUAUUCCCCAGGACUCAACUAUUCGGGAAAGUCAGAGCCUGAGAGGUGGGACUGGAGCCCAGUCCUGGCCCUACCUAAACAUGGCUCCUUGAAGCAGGCCUGGCUGGAGUAGAGGGCUAAAGUCCUGCUCAGAUCUCCCCCUUCUCUCACUCCGCCACCCCAUAUUGCCUUUGUGGUUGUAUUCUCAGGGAUUCUGGGCCUGGAUGGGGGUAGGGGUGGCAGUACAGACCAGAGCUGUCUGAACGAAUUCAUAAGGACCUCCAAGCCUAUCCCCACCACACACAUCCUCUCAGUUCUCACCCUUCCUUCACCUAAUACCCACUACUCCCAACUCAGUCACUGUAGGUGAAGCCCCUGGGUGAGCAGGCUGGCUGAGACCCCUCCACGUGGAUUGCAGGGCCUUGGACUUGAUUUGUCAUUGCAGAGGAAAGGAGUAAGGGGCUCACCUGAAGGUGUCUGAGAGGGAGAGGGGCUAUACCACCAAGAAAGAUCCCAAAGUUGGGACUCUUCCCCCAUGGCCUGGGCACAGUGUAAUUCCAGAGAACUGUGAAUACUUGAACUCCACUCCACCCCCCCACCCCACCUUUCAUGCUCCUGCCUGCCUAGGCCCUCCAGGGAGUGGGGUGGGGCACCUUCUCUAUCUUGCACAGCCUAGGGGGUUGGGAGUAUGGAGAGGGAAGUUCUUAAUUAAGCCAGAUGCUGGGAGGGGAUGCAGAUGGAGGUUGCAGGCCACCCACACCUCCAUCCUCUGUGUUUGGAAAUAAACUGCAAUCCCUCCCACCCUGGCCUGGUGU
Messenger RNA from Castor canadensis (American beaver), 2165 nucleotides. RefSeq names its product BCL2 antagonist/killer 1 (gene Bak1). Gene Ontology annotation, cellular component: mitochondrial outer membrane. The record is from RefSeq and is a predicted model, not a curated record. Gene Ontology annotation, molecular function: porin activity; BH domain binding. Lineage: Eukaryota; Metazoa; Chordata; Mammalia; Rodentia; Castoridae. Gene Ontology annotation, biological process: regulation of apoptotic process; release of cytochrome c from mitochondria; extrinsic apoptotic signaling pathway in absence of ligand.